AUGGCUUUAUGGCUUACAUCAUCACAAUUAGGUAUUCGUCGUGAGAUACAAAUAACUAAUUUUUAUACGAAUCAAAAAUUUACAGAAUAUACAAUUGAAAUUCGUCUUGAUGAUGUACAAUGGUAUGUAAAAAAACGUUAUAGUGAAUUUGCUGAAUUUCAUGAAGAAUUAAUAAAACAAAUUCCAACAAUUGAUGCAAAAAGUUUACCACCAAAAAAAUUAUUAAAUAACAAUUCACCAGAUUUUAUUCAUCGAAGACGUUUAGCAUUAGAUAAUUAUUUAAAAUAUUUAUUUCAAUUUUUUACUAUGAAUUCAAUGCAAUUACCUGAAUGUUUUGUUAAAUUUCUAGAUUUUCAUCUUUAUGAAGUUCAUGGCAUUGUAAGAAAAUUAGCGGAAGAAUUAUUUUUAAAUGGUGACAAAAUUUUAUCAGCAUCUGGAAAAAAAGUUUUUUCUAUAAGUCCACUUCAAAUGCAUGCAAUAACCCGGCGUAUCAAAUUGGCUGAACCACCUUGUGGUAAAUAA
Rotaria sp. Silwood2 is the source of this 522-nucleotide messenger RNA. The record is from the annotation of a GenBank genome assembly. NCBI's taxonomy places the organism in Eukaryota, Metazoa, Rotifera, Eurotatoria, Philodinida, Philodinidae.